AUGGCGGAGGCGGCUGCGGAGGCGGAUCGGCACGCGGAAGCGCUUCUGGCGGAUGAGGAGGCGGAGAAGGAGGCGGAGCAGCGCGCCAAGGAGCGCAAGGCCAAAAAGAAGAAGAAGAAGAAGAAGGGCAAGGGCGGGGGGAGCGGCGGCGGGCCGUCGCAGGAGCCGGAAGGCGAGGAGGCGGAGGCGCUUGCGGCGGCGGAGGGGGAGGCGGUGGCGGCAGCAGAGGAGGCGGAGCUGGCGACGGCGCUUCAGGAGAGCGCGAGGCUGGAGGAGGAGAGGCGGGUGGCGGAGGAGCAGCCGCCCGAGCCGGAGGCGCCGCCGGCCGACUUCAUCUGCCCCAUCACGACCGAGGUGAUGAGCGACCCGGUGAUGGCGGCGGACGGCCAUUCCUACGAGCGGAAGCAGAUCGAGCGCUGGCUCGCGACCAAGUCGACGAGCCCCCGAUGA
Emiliania huxleyi CCMP1516 is the source of this 450-nucleotide messenger RNA. RefSeq lists its product as hypothetical. Gene Ontology annotation, biological process: protein ubiquitination. The record is from RefSeq and is a predicted model, not a curated record. Bases 1 to 450 code for a protein of 149 amino acids. Gene Ontology annotation, molecular function: ubiquitin-protein transferase activity. NCBI's taxonomy places the organism in Eukaryota, Haptophyta, Isochrysidales, Noelaerhabdaceae. The transcript has a single exon.